AUGGAGGUGUGUAAAACAGUAGAUUUAGCCUUGGAAUCUAAUCCAUCUGAUCAUCCCAGAGCAAGCACAAUUUUCCUAAGCAAGUCUCAAACAGAUGUGCGAGAGAAGAGGAAGAGUAACCACAUCAAUCAUGUGUCUCCUGGGCAGCUUACGAAAAAAUACAGCUCAUGCUCAACAAUAUUUAUAGAUGACAGCACCGUCAGUCAACCUAACCUUAGAAGCACAAUAAAGUGUGUAACAUUAGCAAUAUUCUACCAUAUAAAGAACAGAGAUUCCGACAGAUCAUUGGAUAUUUUUGAUGAAAAAUCUCAUCCUCUCACACGGGAAGAAGUUCCAGAUGACUACUACAAACAUGACCCUGAUCACAAGCACAUCUACCGUUUUGUUCGGACACUUUUCAGUGCUGCACAGCUGACAGCUGAAUGUGCAAUAGUGACACUGGUUUAUUUGGAAAGGCUUUUAACCUAUGCAGAGAUUGACAUAUGCCCUAGUAACUGGAAGAGGAUAGUCCUAGGAGCUAUUCUGCUGGCUUCUAAAGUCUGGGAUGAUCAGGCUGUGUGGAAUGUGGAUUAUUGCCAAAUAUUGAAGGACAUUACUGUUGAGGACAUGAAUGAGAUGGAAAGACACUUCUUGGAGCUACUGCAGUUUAAUAUCAAUGUUCCUGCCAGUGUUUACGCCAAAUACUACUUCGAUCUUCGCUCCCUAGCAGAUGACAAUAACCUGAGCUUUCUGCUGGAGCCUCUCAGUAAAGAGCGAGCACAGAAACUGGAGGCUAUCUCCCGGCUGUGUGAAGACAAAUACAAAGACUUGUCAAAAGCUGCUAUGAGACGAUCUUUCAGUGCUGAUAACUUAGUUGGUAUCCGCCGUUCUAAUGCCAUCCUCUCCUGAGGAGAGAGAAAGGUGCAGCACCAUGAACCAGCGUCCAUAUGAAUUGGAGGAAUACCACCACUCCAUGCACACAAGCCAGCGGUGAUGGUGUCUUCCAGCAAGAGAAGGAGAGGAGGGUAAACUAGCCGAGGGAGCCCAGAGCUUGAGGAGUGUACUUGGUGCAAAAGACAAGACCUUUGUCAAAUCAACUCUUUCCUCCUUCUGAUGUAUCCAGAGGUGCAAAAACAAACUUCUCUCCUUCUCUCCCCCACAGAUGUUUGCUUACUAUGUAGGCCUAUAGCUGUGAACUCUUGAGGUUUUUAAUAAGUAGUUUUAAAUUUUAGAAUUUAAACACUAACCACAUGACUAUAGUUACAACAUUCUUCCCUUCUCUCCCCUGUUAUCCAGAGUCUCGCUGCAUUUGUAUUUCAGGUCAAUGCAGUGUUAACAAAAACAAAACAAAACAUGGGACUCUCUUAAAGUAUAAAAGCCACUCUGGAGCUGAAAACAGUAGCAUAGACACAUGUUGACGGCUUUUCCCUGGUUUGGCUACUAAAAGCUGCUAUUGUUGGUGAUCUGUUCAUAACCAAGAAGCUGCCGAGCAGGAAGGAAUUCCAACUCUGCACCCACAACUUCACUCCAGUAGAGAUUGUCAAAAGACUUUGAAUGUUUUGACUGGGGCAGAGAUAUGGUUUUAUGUAUUGUUAAAAUGUAUAGGGUCCAUGCUGCAUUUCUUGUGAAUUAUGGUGCUUCUCUCAUUUUCUAAUACUUGUAUCGCUCUGGAAGAGACGCAAUCUGUAUAUUUUUCUGAGGCAAUGAAUGAGAAAGUUGGUCUGGAAACAUCAUCACCAUCCCAAACAGUGUAGCAAUCCAGUGGUGAAUGGCAUGUGUGCAGCACUGCUUCUCUGAGUUCUACUGCAGAUCUCUUGUGCUAUAUACAGUGGAGUUCCUAAAGCUGAUAUUGUACAUCCAUCUGGCUCUCCUUGGGUUUUUGUUGCCUGGGAGGGAUUUACAUUCAUAAUGAGACAGUAAUGAGUUUGAGAAUCCUGGACUACCUAACAAGGUAGAUUGAAAAAUAUUGUGUUCAAUUGAGAAUUAUCAAAAAGCUUUCUAUAAACCCCC
This is a messenger RNA of Haliaeetus leucocephalus (bald eagle), 1989 nucleotides long. It is a transcript of the gene CCNYL1, whose product is annotated as cyclin Y-like 1. The coding region runs from base 1 to 888 and encodes 295 amino acids. Gene Ontology annotation, cellular component: plasma membrane. The record is from RefSeq and is a predicted model, not a curated record. Lineage: Eukaryota; Metazoa; Chordata; Aves; Accipitriformes; Accipitridae. The transcript is spliced from 10 exons. Gene Ontology annotation, biological process: regulation of cyclin-dependent protein serine/threonine kinase activity; regulation of canonical Wnt signaling pathway. Gene Ontology annotation, molecular function: protein kinase binding; cyclin-dependent protein serine/threonine kinase activator activity.